Rotaria socialis is the source of this 387-nucleotide messenger RNA. The record is from the annotation of a GenBank genome assembly. Lineage: Eukaryota; Metazoa; Rotifera; Eurotatoria; Philodinida; Philodinidae.
AUGAAUGCAAGUGAUUUUCAAACCUCUCUAUUUGUAUCGAAUCAACAAAAAUCAAAUAAACGUUCCGACACAUCAUCUAACGAAACUGAUCCACUCGAUAAACAAGAAACAAAACCCGUAUGCACACGUUGUGGUACAACACAUUUAAUUGAUAUCACACAUCACGAAUUUCCUAAACAAAAAGGUUUGAUAUUUGAAUGCAUGUCAUGCGGGAAUAAUUCGCUUCGAUCAAAUGUAUCUGAUGAUGAACGACAACUUCGCUUAGCUAUGGUUGCUGCUGAUCAUCUAAAUAUAACUGAAUGCCAAUUUUGCCAGAAACGUUUUCAUUCGUGCGAUGAUUAUUUGAUGCACUUAAGUAGUGAACAUGCUUCAAAUAAGACACAGUAA